This is a messenger RNA of Vicia villosa (hairy vetch), 525 nucleotides long. RefSeq lists its product as uncharacterized. Lineage: Eukaryota; Viridiplantae; Streptophyta; Magnoliopsida; Fabales; Fabaceae. Bases 1 to 525 code for a protein of 174 amino acids. The transcript has 2 exons. Gene Ontology annotation, molecular function: nucleic acid binding; RNA-DNA hybrid ribonuclease activity. The record is from RefSeq and is a predicted model, not a curated record.
AUGAGUGGAGGGAGGAGAAACGAUGAGAAGGAUGACAAGGAAGAUCAAGGAGGAGGGUGGGGUUCAACGUUUUUUAAAAUAGCGGGUGCAGCUGCCGCAACGGCAGCCGUAGUGGGCUGUGGUGGAUACCUAAGCAGCGCGUCAGAGAAAUGGAUUUGCGGUUUCGCUUAUAAGUUGGAUCCAGCUCCAACAGCAAGCGACACGGAUCUUCCAAAAUCAAGCAAUACUGAGAGACAGGCAAUUCUAAGAGGUUUGAUUUGGAUUAAGGGAAAGGGAAAGAGGAAAGUUUUGGUGUUAUCAGAUAAUGAAGGGGUUGUGGAUUCUGUCUGCGGAGCUAAGGAUGAUGAAGUUCGACGUCAAAUAAGAGAACUUCUUGGUAGAACUGAUUGGGAAGUCAGGUUGAGACAGAUCCCUCGUGCUGAAAACAGAGUUGCUGACAAACUUGCCGAUAUAGGUCGUGAAUUACCUUUUUCCGGUCUGCGUGAGAUUGGUUCUCCCCCUCAAAACUGUGUCGACCUGCUCUAG